Molecule: messenger RNA, 414 nt
Organism: Neltuma alba
Lineage: Eukaryota; Viridiplantae; Streptophyta; Magnoliopsida; Fabales; Fabaceae
Product: vegetative cell wall protein gp1-like
Exons: 1
Coding region: 1-414 (137 amino acids)
Source: RefSeq, a predicted model, not a curated record
AUGGCUUCUUCUUCUGAGAAAUCGCAAGUCAUAACUUUCCUCGUGGCUCUCACAUUUUCAAGCAUGAUGAAUUCAGGUAUAGCAGCUCGUCAUCUUCUCCAAGUGCCUUCUAUACCAAACUUGCCUGGACUUCCAAGUAAUUUGCCUUCAUCAUCAACACCAGACUUACCUAAACUUCCUUUUACUUUGCCUUCAACGCCAAACUUACCUGGACUUCCAAGUAAUUUGCCUUCACCAACACCAAACUUGCCUAAACUUCCAUGUAUUUUGCCUUCAACACCAAACUUGCCUGGACUCGCGUGUACUUUUCCUUUAAUACCAAAUUUGCCUCAGCCCAAUAAUAAUGUUCCUCCUUCAAAUGCUAAUCCAUCCAUUCCAUCUUCCUCUCCCUCACCUUUAUUUCCCAGCCCUUGA